AUGGAGUCAAUUGCAAAAACAACAAAAAUAGACACCAGAAUGAAAAGUCGACUCAAUUUGUACCUUAUGUUUGAUUUCAAGGUGUUUCUUUAUCGUCACGAAUUGUUGCUUAAGUUGUCAUCUUUUAUUGGCUUAUUGAAAAGUCCACACUUUCUCAAAGCACAAAAUUUGGUUAUCGCUUUGGCAGAGACGUUAAGACGAUAUCCAGGUGUUGAAAGAUCACAAACACAACAACGAGAAGAAAAUUUAAUUCCAAAGGUGCAACAACCAGAAAAGAUAGAAGAUCCAAAUGAAAAAAGACAUCUUUUGAUGAGAAGUAGUUCAACUGGUGAAUUACUUGAAAAAGAGCGUCACAAAGAAAGUUUAAGAAGAAGUUUAUCAGAACCAACGACAAGUUCACAAGCAUCAAAAAUAGCUAAAGAGUUUAAACCGAGUAAACAAAGUGGCCAAGAAAAAGAGCAAAAAGAAAAGGCAGCUCCAACAAAGUUGGAAUUGGAAAAGAAGAAAGACAUCGAGAUACCAAAAGAUUUAAUGAAAGUAAUAAAAGAAACUAUGGAGUGUUUGGAAGAGAUGAUUAAAAACCUUAAAUCGCUUAAAUCAUUCUCAUUCCAAAACCAAAACCUUUUUUCAUCACAAUUUUGGGCUUCGGCAGGUAUAAUGGAAAUGCAAAUUGACGACUUGAGACAUUUGUUGAUAAUUGUAGAGAAGAGAAAUCAUAUUAAUAAAGAAAUGAUGGAAGAUUGGAUGACUAACAUGGCCAACUACUUUAAUCUUCAAAAUUUGAAAGCUGGGUUUGGAAAUUACCUUUUUUAUGUUUCAAGAAAUGUUGAAAAUGUUAAAAAAAGAUAUUUUGGAAAUAAAGAAAUGUUGAAAAAUAUAAUGAAAGUGUUGUUGUUUAAUGAUGAUUGCAUCGAACAUCUUUUAGAACUCGUCAAUAAAAUGGCUACUUUGCUUCAAAUGAACAAAGAUGAUGCGUUUGUCAAAGGAAGACAUCAUUUAGUAGAACUUUUGAAAAGAAUUAAAGCUGAGAAAACACUCCAAAUAUCAAAAUCACCUUCUGUUAGUCAAAGCGGUGUUUUGGCAACAGGAAGUAAAAGUUCUCCAACAACAGAGAAAAAAUGA
Molecule: messenger RNA, 1122 nt
Organism: Entamoeba invadens IP1
Lineage: Eukaryota; Evosea; Mastigamoebida; Endamoebidae
Exons: 1
Coding region: 1-1122 (373 amino acids)
Source: RefSeq, a predicted model, not a curated record